AUGGCUCAACCCACGCAGCUCGCAUACCGCACGUCCAAGCACAUCGGCCUCUUCGAUGCUGCUCCGGUAUAUGAGCGACUGCCAGGCUUUCAAGUUCCUGAAGGCAACCUCAGGUGUUGCGUCUACUCGCCCGACGGACGCUUCUUCGCAUGGGCGUCGCCUGACAAGGUCUUUGUUGUCGACGCCUCGGUAGGGCACGUGGUCACUGAGUUGCCGGCAGAGAAUGUGUACGAACUCGGCUUCUCACACGCCGGCACUUACAUCAUCACAUGGCAACGGCCUUCGAAAGAUGAGAACGGUGAUGCUGUCAAGAAUCUAAAGGUCUGGCGGACCAUUGAUGACAACGCAGGCGAAGGCGGUGAGCGCGACGUGGUUGGCAAGUUCGUGCAGAAGAGCCAGACGGGCUGGAAUUUGCAGUACACAUCCGACGAGCAGUUUUGCGCGCGCUGCGUCAGUAACGAGAUCCAAUUCUACGAGAGCAAGGACCUGGGCACCGUCUGGAACAAACUGCGUCUGGAGGGUGUCACCGACUUUGCGCUGGCUCCGGGCGAGACUCAUUCGGUUGCCGUCUUCGUGCCGGAGCGCAAGGGCCAGCCGGCGUCUGUCAAGGUCUUCAAAGUGCCUGAGUUCAGCGCACCGGUAUCGCAGAAGACGUUCUUCAAGGGAGACAAGGUGCAGCUCAAGUGGAAUCAACAAGGCACGAGUGUGAUAGUCUUGGCGCAGACCGAAGUGGACAAGAGCAACAAGAGCUACUACGGCGAGACCAACAUGUACAUCCUCAGCGCCAACGGCGGCUUCGAUUCGCGCAUCCAGCUCGACAAGGAAGGUCCAAUCCACGAUGUGACUUGGUCGCCGAACUCGAAAGAGUUCGGGGUGGUCUAUGGCUACAUGCCCGCCAAGACGACCAUAUUCAACGUGCGUGCCGUCGCGCAGCACAGCUUCAAUCUUGCGCCCAGGAAUACCAUAUUGUUCUCGCCGCACGGCCGUUUUGUCAUUGUGGCUGGUUUUGGGAACUUGGCUGGCCAGAUGGAUAUAUACGACCUCGAGAAGAACUACGAGAAAGUCUGCACGAUCGAAGCGAGCAACGCAAGCACUUGCGAGUGGAGCCCAGACGGGAAGCACAUCCUGACUGCCACCACCAGCCCAAGGCUGCGCGUUGAUAACGGCCUCCGCAUCUGGCAUGUGGGAGGCGGUUUGAUGUACCACGAGGAGAUGAAUGAGCUGUAUCACGUCGUUUGGCGGCCACAGUCAGCGCUGCAACAUCCGCUGGACGACCCUUUGCACCCAGUGCCGAUUCCACAUGCAUCCGCGCUGGAGUACCUGGGCCGGGUGAAGACGCCGUCCAAGCCGGCAGGCGCGUACCGACCUCCUGGUGCGCGUGGGACGGCAACACCACUAGCUUUCAAGCGGGAAGACCAAGGCGGCGCUGCGUUCGUUCGUGAGAUGAUGUCUGGCAAGGAGCCGGAGACUAACGGUUUCGGGCCUUCCGCCGCCCGACGACGUGUCGUGCCGGGUGCUGAGAGCAUGGAAUCCAAACUCCCGCCUGGCGCUGUUCCGGGCGGAGGCGUCAGCCUUACACAAGAUGGCGAUGAGAAUCUCACCAAGGCUGCGUUGAAAAACAAGAAGAAGCGAGAAGCGAAAAAAGCGAAGGAUGCGGAGACCAAGGCAACAGGCCUUGCGGCGCCAACGGAGAAUGGCGAUAGCGGGCUCAGCGCCAAUGGUACGCCAAACCGUAGCCCUGACCGGAGGGACCGCCCUCGCAGUCGCUCGAAAAGUGGGUACGAGGCCCCUCGCCCGCCAUCAAGGAGGAGAGAGGGCAGGCCACCCGUCGAGACCGCAUUCGCUUCUCCUGCUAGAAAGACGCCCGUCGCUAAUGGUAGGCCUGUUGAAGCAGCGCCUGAAGCCAUGUUAGCGCCUUCCCUCGAGGUCACGAGUCCUGGGUCCGGCUCGCCGGAGGAGAAGAAGAUCCGGUCGUUACUCAAGAAGCUCCGCGCCAUUGACGACCUGAAGAUGCGGCAAGCCGGUGGCGAAAAGUUGGAAGGCACGCAGGUGCUGAAAAUUGGCACUGAAGUGCAGGUCAAGAAGGAGCUGGACCAAUUGGGUUAUACCGAGUAA
This is a messenger RNA of Baudoinia panamericana UAMH 10762, 2115 nucleotides long. RefSeq lists its product as uncharacterized. Gene Ontology annotation, biological process: translational initiation. NCBI's taxonomy places the organism in Eukaryota, Fungi, Ascomycota, Dothideomycetes, Mycosphaerellales, Teratosphaeriaceae. The record is from RefSeq and is a predicted model, not a curated record. Gene Ontology annotation, molecular function: protein binding; translation initiation factor activity; ribosome binding. Gene Ontology annotation, cellular component: cytosolic small ribosomal subunit. Bases 1 to 2115 code for a protein of 704 amino acids. The transcript has 3 exons.